Molecule: messenger RNA, 6324 nt
Organism: Schistocerca cancellata (South American locust)
Lineage: Eukaryota; Metazoa; Arthropoda; Insecta; Orthoptera; Acrididae
Exons: 10
Coding region: 412-1995 (527 amino acids)
Source: RefSeq, a predicted model, not a curated record
CGAGAACUCAACGCAUCGCGCAACUCAAGAGUUGAUACUUAGCGUCGCCGAAAGAUAGCAGUACAGCUUGCGUUUGUUUUGUUUAUAUCGUGCACGUCCACCAUAAUGUUACGAAAGCUUCACGUUAUUAAGAAACUUAACUCGAAUUUGUGUUUUGGAAGUAUUGUAUAUUAAACACAAUACUUAUUUCUUAAAAUACACACAAUUUGCGGUCAAUGUAACAAUGUGUGACUACUGUAAAUACCAUAGAUUUCACGUACAGUAUGCCGUUAGCAACUCCGUCGUAUAGACGAUCGAACUUGUAGAUUGCACCGUAUCAGCUGUUGCUGAUGUUAGGAAGGUUAAGGAAUUUGCGAAUAGAAGUUUUCGAGAAGUACUCCUCAUUAUAUUUCAAAACAGUUCGCUGUAAAUAUGGAAUCCACAGGAGAGUUAGAGGCAGUCACAAUGUGUGGUGAAAUUGACAUCAAAGAGGAACCAGUAUUAACUGAUCCCAACUGGCAAUUGUUUGAAGAAACUGAACAUAUCUUCAUUAAGGAAGAGAAUGUUAAAUUGGAAACCCCUGAAGAUCCUGAUGCACAUGACCCACUACAGCUGAAGAAAGAGGAAUCUCCGCCACAAGAAGAAACCAUUUCUCCACCUGAUGCAAUACACACAAAAAAAGAACCUGAACUCCAAAAGGAAGUAGAGGCAACAAGUUGUGGCAUUGAACCAAGAAGCUUAUUGCACAUGGAGGAUCCACUUGUUUUUGGAGCUGUUGCCCUGGCAGUGACAGUAAAUCUUCGGAUUAGGGCAGAAUGGCGACGAAAACGAAAAGCCAGACGUUGUUGGGUUCGACCCUGGCUGGAAAGAAGGGACGAAGGUAGAGGAAUAUAUUCACUUUUAAUGAAAGAACUGAGGCCCGAAGAUCCGCAAGAAUUUCAGAACUUCAUAAGGAUGGACAUGGCCUGUUUCGAGAAGCUGCUGUCUUUGAUAGAAAAUGGAAUCAGAAAGUGUGACACAGUCAUGAGGGAGGCUAUCACACCUUCUCGAAAGCUGGUUGUAACAUUACGGUUCCUGGCGACUGGGGAAUCUUUUAAGAGUCUGGCCUUUAGCCACAGAAUAGCACAGCCCACCAUUUCAAAAGUUGUUGUGGAUGUGUGCACUGCAAUUUGCAACACUUUAAAGGACCAGUACUUAAAGGCACCAGCAACAGAAGAAGAGUGGGAGAAAAUUGCCAAAGAAUUUGAUGAGCUGUGGCAGUUCCCAAACUGCAUUGGUGCAAUGGACGGGAAACACAUAGCAUUUGCCCAACCACGAACUGCUGGAUCAGCAUACUUCAGUUAUAAAAAAUUCCAUAGCAUUGUUUUACUAGCUAUUGUGGAUGCUAGGUAUCGAUUCUCUUUAAUCGACAUUGGGUGCAAUGCGAGAGUGUGUGAUGGUGGGGUGUAUGCAAGCAGCCUGAUCAGCAAUGCACUCCAGGAAAACUGGUUGAAGAUACCACAGCAAAAAUCACUUCCUGGCACGAACAUUGAAGUGCCGUGUGUGGUACUUGCUGAUGAUGCCUUUCACCUGAAGCCACAUAUCAUGAAACCCUAUAGAGACUGCCAGCACCAGAAGCCCAAACAGAUUUUUAAUUACAGACUGUCAAGAGGGAGGCGAGUAGUGGAAAACGCUUUCGGAAUUCUGGCCAACCGCUUUAGAGUUCUUCUCAGUACAAUUCGACUACCUGUUCAGAAAGUGGAAUUAAUUGUUCAGACUUUGUGCAUACUGCACAACUACUUGAUUGAAGAGGCUGACAGCACAUAUCUGUCAGAUGCUGAUACAGAAAACACAGACUUGUGCACCAUAAACAAUGGUUCUUGGCGAGCAGAGGAAUCUCUCUCGAGCAUAUCCCGGCAGAGUGGAAAUCACACGUCACUGUGUGCCAGGGAAGUGCGCGAAAAAUUUUGUGAAUUCUUUAGUUCAUCAGGUUAUGUUUCAUGGCAAUGGGAAGCUGUUAAGAAGUACAACUUUUAACAGUAAUAAUUUACAAAAGACAAUUUUUUAUUUGAAAAUAACUGAUUAAUGAAAGCCAAUCUCGUAACUUUAAAAUCAGUUACUGAUUGAUUUAUGAAUCCCACCCAUGAUAGAUUUCAUCACAUUCAAUUUUACUUCAGCCUUAAUUGCUGGAUUUUUAAAUUUUUUUUCAAUUCAGCAACAGCAUACUGUCCGAACUUAUCAUCUUCAUUGCUGCCACUAAUUGACAUUUGAAUGUCUAUUAAAACAGACAAUGUUGAGGUGGCCAAUUUUCCCUCCUACGCCUCUUGCUUGCUGAAGCAUAAGGCUCCCUCAGAGAUGAAUGUGGUGAUCUCUGAGGUGUUGACACAGGUGUACUCCGUUCUGCACAUUCCACACUAUGUCUUGGGAGUACUGGAAAUAGAAAACUGAUACAGUAUUGUGCUACAUACGAGAGUGAGUCAAACGAAAACCUUAAAUUUGUAAUAACAAAUCGAAAUUUCGCGCCGUUAUCCUGUAAGUUGGUAAGCGUGCUACAAACAGUGUGCAGAAUGGCUUGUAGGUGGCAGCAUAGUGCAAAUGCACACAUUCCAUCGCAGUACCAGUAUAAAGAUGGCCGCCCCACUUGCGACUUGCACCGGGGAGGAACAACAUUCUGUUAUUCGUUUUUUGCGUAGUGAAUGUGUAAAACUUAUUAAAAUUCAUCGAUGAAUGAAGGUUCAGUAUAGUGAUGCAUGUUUGUCACAGCAACAAAUCUACGAAUGGAGUAGGAAGUUCGCAAAUGGUCUGACUUCAAUGGAAGAUGCUCCUCGUCCAGGAGGGUAAAUGACCUUGGGCGCUCGAAACAUGAAGACGAGUCGGCAUGUCUUCGUUUCAUGAGCGCCCACCGGGGCCCCCAGGUCCCUGUCCCGCUGAGAUAAUUCGUCCUUUUAGGACGCCAGCAAAAGGUUGGCACGUGUAAAAGUUUUCGUUUUUUAGUGACAGACAUAUGAGUAUCGAUAACUGCAGUUGGUUAGCAACCACUCCAGUAUAUAAGGGGCAUGCUAUUGUCGUCUGUACAUUAUGUCCUCUGAAUCGACUCCGAGAACUUAUAUUGUCGCUAACGAGCUGCCAGAAAUAGUAAGUACACUUCUAUUACAAUGGAAACUUUGUACAAACUUGCACGAAUUGCUGUUUGUGGAAGACUGCAAAAUGCGUUGGAUGUUUUUCAAUUAGAUGUAAUACAAACUAUACAGGAAGAUAUUCUGUUGGAAUUUCGUGUUUCGAAAUUUAAUUUCAUGUUAAAUUCCUAUAGGUUGCCAGAAUGUUAUAUAUUUAAUAAAAGUGAGAAUGUUCCAAUGAUUUGUGAGAUCGUAAAUGAUGCAUUAGAAGCUUGUGGAAAAAUAAGAGCAGGAAUUCCAGUUCCAUGGGAAACACUUGGUUUAAUCACAAUGUCUUCUUUUGACAUUUGUGCAUUCUGGCAAAGUAGAUUCAAAAUCAAAGUAUUGUUUUACGAAGUAACUUACAAGCAUUUUGUAUAUACUGUUUGUGAAAACUGUUUAUGUAAAUUAUCCGAUUCGUGGCAAAACGUGCUACUGCAACCACUUCUUAUUGAAAUGAAAAUUAAUAUGGUAAGUAAGACACAAUCAUUUUCAUGUGGGGUAACUUGUCCACCACAUGUUAAACAAUAUAGUCUUUGGUGCAUGUUUUGUGCAAAUAUUCCAUUGUUCAGAAGUGUACGUUGUGGUGGCGUUAAGCAGUGUAUCGGAUUCAGAGGAAGACGACGCUGAUGUAGCUGAUUUGUUGUUUGCAGAUUUGUAAUGGAGAAUCUGUUGGAAGCCGUCCAGUCGAUCUUCACUCUGUUGGAAGCAGAAAUACCAACACCGUCCUUGAAGACAAUGAUAUACUUAAUGACGAGAUUGAAUUGCAAGCUGGCACAGGGAGAUGGACUCUUAGGCGAAUACAUCUUUACCAUUUUGAACUAUUUGACUCAAUUCAAAAGUUCUUCAUUAGUCUCGUCCUCUGGUUUCCAGAGCUUCUCUGAAUAUCUGAGAUCUCUGAAAGAUGGUAUUACACUGACGUUAUUGUCCUCAGAGGAGAGAACGAAGUUGAUAAAUUUUGUAGACGAAUUAAUAUCAUUGCACAAACCUACCCUGGCCAGAUUAUCAUGUGGAAACAUGAUGGGGACCACAUCCCCACAUCCACCUCAUACACGACUGUAUCUACUCAUCAAGACGGUGCCACUGUAGGUUUCGAACUGACGGAUUUAUUGCCAGUCGAAUUAAGAAAACAAGAAGACGCACUAGAGCAAUCGCAGCCAUGUCAGACAUCGACUGGCUCAAUGUUCUUUUAUAUCUCUACUUGCAAAAACGGCCAAGUAGGGGACAAGUUCGGCUUAGAGGAACCGAUAAGCGAUUGCCUGGUGAGCUUGAAAUUAUACAAUGGAACAGUUUCGUCGAGCAAUCCCUCACAGUAUUGGAGGGGCAAGACACUGGAAAUGUUAAUCAAUGAGGAAGUGGACUCGCCAGUGAUGCAGCAUGUAAAUGGCCUCAUAGCAAGCGCCAGCCAAUCGUUACAGGGAAAGGGUGCAAUGCUGAAAAAACAGCGAAAAAGGUACUAUCCCUUUUAUUAAGUUAUAAUUGUAUCCCUCUGGAAAAUAUGGUCAAUGUAAUACCAUCUACUCAUCCAUAUUUUAUUAAUUUGAUUGACCCUAAAUUCAAACGAUUUUUUGAUAUGGGCUUAGAAUUGCAUAAAAAAACUAUAAAUGAAUUGGAUUUACAUGGUUUAGGAAAUUUAUUGUGCUCUGGUUCUGAAGAUAAUAUUUUUUAUUCUCAUUCGACAAAUGUUUGGGAAUAUUAUUAUACUCUUCAAGAUUCUCUUUCUUGGCUAAAUAAAAUUUUAUUAUUUCAAUGCAAAGAUGAUACUGACGAGGCUACGAAAUUUUUAACAAAUCUUGUAUCAUGGAUUAAUAAUGGCAAGAAUUUGAAGGUAAAAAUAUAUAUGUACCAAAUAAAAAGUUAAACACACUUUGUAUUUUGGUCCAGCAAAUAGUGGCAAAAAUUGGUUUUUUGAUUGUAUAAUUUCACUUGGUUUAAAUGUUGGGCACAUUGGGCGUUGUAAUAAUAGAACGAAUCAGUUUGCAUUGCAUUGCAAGAUGUGAUUGUUGGAAAUGAAAUUUCUGUAGAGGAGGGUGCAAUUGAGGAUUUUAAAAAAGUGUGUGAAGGCAUUGCAUGUAACAUCAGAGUGAAGUACAAAGGAGACACUAUAUUAAGACGUACUCCAUUAUUGUUAAUUUCAAAUUCACAACCAGUUAUUUGUUCUCACUGAGAUUUUAAAGAUAUUCGUGUACGUACAAUUAGGUGGAGAAAGUUUGAUUAAUUAAAAAAUGCUUGUAAAAAGCCGUAUCCUUUGGCUUUCUUUCAAUUACUUCAAAUGUAUAAUAUUGAUUAUUGAAAUGAAACACUGUUUCAAUGUAAUAAUUCAUUUAUUUACAAUUUUGUACAAUACAAAUGUUUUUACAAUAAAUACAAGAUAUUAUAUUCAAGCUUGUUUAAUUUCAUAUUGUCCCUUGUACACUGAUGAUUCCUGAUUCCUUUUCACAUUUGACGUAUAAAUAUUAUCAAAUACCUGAACAUUUGGUACAUUUUCUCUGGUAUAAUGAGUUUCCAAGCCAUCUGAAUGACAUUGCAGCAUGUUUACAGAUUAGUCAUGGGUCAGUACACCACAUUGUUCAUGAUGUGCUCCAGUUUCACAAAGUGUCUGCAAGAUGAGUGCCACGGCAGCUGACGUCAGAAUGAGAGAAUGAGGUGUUGAUGCUUGUGAAGAACUUCUUCGACACUUUGAACGAGAAGGUGAUGGCUUCCUUGCAAGAAUCGUUACUUGGGACGAAACCUGAGUUCACUUCCACCAACUGGAAACGAAGAGAGCGAGCAAGGAAUGGAGCCAUUCCUCAUCAACAAAACCAAAGAAGUUUCAAACUCAACCAUCAGCUGGGAAGGUUAUGCUGACUCUCUUUUGGGACGAAAAAGGCGUCAUUUUGGAGCAUUACAUGUCCAGAGGGACCACUAUCACCAGUGCAUCAUACACAGAUCUCCUAAAAAAUCAUCUGCGGCCUGCAAUCAAAUCAAAGCGACGUGGAUUGCUGUCAGCAGGUGUACUAUUGCAACAUGACAAUGCAAGGUCCCACACUGCCCAUACAACAGUUGCAACAAUCACAGACCUGCAUUUUGACUGUCAUCCUCAUCCACCAUACUCACCAGACCUUGCCCCAAGUGAGUUCCAUAUGUUUGGACCACUCAAAGAGGCAAUGGGAGGAAAGAAGUUCCGUUCUGAUGAAGAGGUACACCACGCGGUGCAUGAGUGGUUACGCGG